AUGCGUUACGCUCUCGCCUACGCCGCCCUCGCCUCCACGGUGUCGGCCCAUGGACUCGUCACCAUGAUCAAGGGUGACAAUGGUGUCAUGAUGCCCGGUCUCGGUGUCACUGAUGGCACGCCCCGUGACUGCUCCUCCAACGGCUGCGGCUCGCAGGCCGACACAUCCAUCAUCCGCAACCGUGACAUGCAGCAGAACCCUCUGGGCAAGACGCAGGGCGGUGGCCCCGUCGACGCCGCUGUUAACGUCGCCCGCUUCAUGGGCUCCAGCAACACCUCGCCCCAGAACAAGGGCGCCUCCGGCGCCACCGGCCAGGAGGACGACCUCUCCGGCCUCCCUGCUGGCGCUGCUAAGCGUCACGAGGAGCGCAAGCGUCAGCUCGACAAGCUUUUCGGCGGCCUCCUUGGAGGUGCUGGCGGUGCUGGCGGUGCCGGCGGUGACAAGGCUGCUGGCGGUGCCGGCGGUGCUGCUGGUGGCCUCCUCGGCGGCCUCGGCGGCGGCGGCGGCGGCGGUGCUGGUGGUCUCCUCGGCGGCCUCACCGGCGGCGGUGGCGGCACCAAGAGCAACUUCGCCGCCGAGACCAUGGUCGCCGACACGGCCGGUACGGGUAACAGCCAGGGCCUGCCCACGUCGGACAGCAACGGCGUCGUCAGCCUGGUCUACCGCCAGAUCAACCAGGACGGCGCCGGCCCGCUGUCCGCCACCGUCGACGGCACCUCGGGCGGCAAGGACGCCAGCGCCUUCCAGAACGCCGAGGUCGUCAAGGACGUCCCCGGUCUCGGCGUCGGCGGCCUCUCCCUCGCCACCAACACCGACUUCCCCCUCCAGGUCAAGAUGCCCGCCGGCAUGACCUGCGACGGCACCAUCGCCGGCGUCAACAACGCCUGCGUCGUCCGCGUCCGCAACAGCGCCGCCGCGGGUCCCUUUGGCGGCUCCGCCGUCUUCACCCAGAGCGCGCCCGCCCGCAGGGCCGCCAUCGCCUACAGGCUCCGCAAGCGUAUGGAGAUUGCCCGCGAGGCCGUCCCGUUCACCGAGGUCGACGAGGAGGAGGAGCUCGAGGACGAGCACGAGGAGUAA
Messenger RNA from Cordyceps fumosorosea ARSEF 2679, 1077 nucleotides. RefSeq names its product cell surface protein (Mas1). The coding region runs from base 1 to 1077 and encodes 358 amino acids. Lineage: Eukaryota; Fungi; Ascomycota; Sordariomycetes; Hypocreales; Cordycipitaceae. The record is from RefSeq and is a predicted model, not a curated record. The transcript has 2 exons.